GUAACUCGGGAUACGUACGGAACGGCGCUGCCACUCCGACCUGCCAAGCUGACGGAACAUGGAGUGAUCCUGUUCCAACGUGCAAUCGCGUGCAAUGUCCGGGUCGGGCGGCCCCAGCUAACGGAGCGUUGACUUCUACCGGGAUGGUCUUCUACCCGAACGGGGUCGUCUUUAGCUGUAACUCGGGAUUCACACUGAACGGACAAGCUACUCCGACGUGCCAAGCUGACGGAACUUGGAGUCAUCCUGUUCCAACAUGCUCACCGAGACAAUGUCCGGCGUUGACGGCCCCACCGUUUGGAGUCCUGUGUCCUAUCGGAGCUAGGUCCUACCAGGACACGGUCACCUUUGAAUGUGACCAGGGAUACACACUGAACGGCGCUACCUCUGCCACGUGCCAAGCAGACGAAACAUGGAGUAAUCCUGUUCCAACAUGCACACGAAAAGCCUGCCAAGAGCUGCCGAUUCUAAACAACGGCAACAGGACCGAGGGUCAUCUUUACGGAGACACAGUCAUCUUUUCCUGUAACGAAGGCUACGAACCUAUCGGUUCUGAGAACAGAACUUGCCAGUCCGACCAGAGCUGGUCCGGUGUACAGCCAAAUUGCUCUAGAAAAGCCUGCCCAGAACUGCCAUUGCCAAACAACGGCAACAGGACGGAGGGUCAUCUUUACGGAGACACAGUCACCUUUUCCUGUAACAAAGGCUACGAACCUAUCGGUUCUGAGAACAGAACCUGCCAGUCUGACCAGAGCUGGUCCGGUGUACAGCCAAAUUGCUCUAGAAAAGCCUGCCCAGAACUGCCAUUGCCAAACAACGGCAACAGGACAGAGGGUUAUCUUUACGGAGACACAGUCACCUUUUCCUGUGACGAUGGCUACGAACUGAUCGGUUCUGAAAACAGAACUUGCAAGGCUGACCAGAGCUGGUCGGGUGUACAGACCAAUUGCUCUAGAAAAGCCUGCACAGAGCUGCCAUUGCUAAACCAUGGCAAGAGGACCGAGGGUUAUCUUUACGGAGACACAGUCACCUUUUCCUGUAACGAUGGCUACGAACUGAUCGGUUCGAAAAACAGAACUUGCCAGGCCGACCAGAGCUGGUCGGGUGUACAGCCCAAUUGCUCUAGAAAAGCCUGCCCAGAGCUGCCGAUUCUAAACAACGGCAACAGGACCGAGAGUCAUCUUUACGGAGACAUAGUCAACUUUUCCUGUGACGAAGGCUACGAACUGAUCGGUUCUGAAAACAGAACUUGCCAGGCCGACCAGAGCUGGUCGGGUGUACAGCCCAAUUGCAGCAGAAAAGCCUGUCCAGAGCUGCCGAUUCUAAACAACGGCAACAGGACCGAGGGUCAUCUUUACGGAGACACAGUCAUCUUUUCCUGUGACGAAGGCUACCAACUGAUCGGUUCUGAAAACAGAACUUGCCAGGACAACCAGACUUGGUCGGGUGCACAGACCAAUUGCUCCAGAAAAGCCUGCCCAGAGUUACCGCUUCCAGACCACGCCACCAGGACAGAGGGUCAUCUGUACGGAGACACAGUCACCUUUUCCUGUGACGAAGGAUACGAACUGAUCGGUUCUGAAAACAGAACUUGCCAGGCCAACCAGACUUGGUCGGGUGUACAGCCUAAUUGCAACAAAAAGCUCUGCCAACAAAUGAUGGCACCUUCUAACGGCAACAUCAGCGGCGGUAGUUCUUAUGGGGACGUCGUUACGUAUCACUGUGACCCUGGAUACGAGAUCAGUGGUGAUAAACAACGAACAUGCCAGUCGGACCAGACCUGGAGUGCUACAGAGCCUACAUGCGUUGAUUGCGUCCCUGACAUCAGCCUGUCUGGAGGAGGAAGCAGUGGAUCCUCAGCAGUGAAGAUCGCGCGGCGGACAGCCUUCACCAUACGGAGCCGCAUCAACGUCAUCUGCAGUCAGACCUACCGCGUCACAUAUGAGUGGAACAUUUUCCAACAUGACCCAAUGGGUAACGUAGUGCAGAUACCGGACUUUCCUAACAAAGUCGUGCGUGAUUCGCAAGACAUCACAAUUCCGGGAAACAGCUUGGGCUAUGGCUUCACGUUUGUUGAGCUGAACGCUACCAUGGACUUUCCGACUACUGGAAAUAAAAAGUCAAAGGUACAAAAACAGUGGUUUGUCAUCACACCAUCGGCCCCUGUUGCGUAUAUAGCCGGUGGCUCGGCUAAAUCUGUCAGUCGGGAUGGUGUUCUGGUACUGAACGCAUCAGAGUCGUAUGAUCCGGAUGAAUACAUCGACGACCUUAGGAACUUCACUUUUCAUUGGACCUGUCAAACGAUUAAUGGGACAUCAUGCAACGACAUAUUCCCAGAUGCCAGACAAAGUGACGCUGAAUAUGAACUUCAGACUGCGUCAUUUUCUAAUGGUGUCGACACCGUGACAUUCACGGUCGAGGUCGGCCUUCCCGGGAGGAACUCCUCACGGACCUCACAGUCAGUCACCCUACUAGACGGGGUUGUCCUCAACAUCGCCAUUCGGUGUGCUGCAAACUGUGAAACCAAAGUCAGCCCAUCUGAGAGGCUAGUUCUCGUGACCCAGUGUGACGACUGCCCGACAGCAAACACCACAUACCUCUGGACCCUGACGGGAGACAAGCACAUCGACUGGGAUGUGGACACGACAACCGGAAACACGUCACCGAACCUAGUGGUUCGAAGUAACAUUUUUGAGGCAGGGGAAAGCUACACCUUCCGGAUUAAUGUGACUUCCAACGUCGCACCUGGGGGAACCGGUUUUUCUGAGCACAGUUUCAGAGUCAACAAACCCCCUACAAUCGGGUCCUGUGCGGUCAGUCCUUUGUCAGGUUUUUCAACGAUAACGCAGUUUGACAUCUGGUGCAAAGGAGCCGACGAUGAUGAUGUGCCCCUGGUCUACAGUCUUUAUUUUAACAACGAUGUGGGUGACAACGCCUACACAUUGCUCCAUACGGGAACGACCGAACAAUUUCGACCCCAGCUUCUUCCAGCGGGACAGGAACAUCGCGACUUCAACGUCACACUAGAAGUUCGUGUAUCGGAUGCUUUGGGUGCAACAUCAAUUAUCAGAAAUAUCAAAGUACAGGUCCGUCAACCGAGUGUGGAAGAUACGGAAGCGAAGCUCAGCAGCCUUGACGAUACGCUGGAGAAUCUACUUGACAAUGGGGACAACGGCGGGCUCCUUCAGCUCACCAACAGUCUCAGUUCUGUCCUCAACGCAGCAAACACAUCCAGCUACAGCGACGAUACACUUUCAAAGGCACGUGACGGACUUAUUAACUCAAUGACAAAGAUUCCAGUUCAGAGUCUGGACAACGUCGACCAGGUGGCUGGUGCCUUGGGCCUGGCAACGGCUUUGGAGGAACAGGUUACUCCACAAUCUCAGGAGACUGCAGCUAAAACUGUGCUGCAGAUGUCAAACUUUCUUGAUACACCCGAAAGAGAAGAUGUAGGUCCCGAAAGACUGGAGGAAACGGCAUCGGUUCUUUUGAGAGCUUGUGUGAACAUACUUCGAGCUUCAACAGCCUCUGCUACAAAGAGCAAAGAACCGCCAUCAUCUGAAACAAGAGGCCGUCGCUUGGACAAGAACAAAAUUGCCACACAGACAACUUUUAAUGCAAUCGGGAAGUUGAAUGUUGCCGUACUAGACCGGAAAGUCCCGGGGGAGAGCCCGACGACGUUCUCUGUCGGUGAAUUUAACUUGGCCGUUGAAAAACAGCGGUGUGAUUCUACCAACGGACAACCGCAGGUUUUCCGGGCAAAUGACCAACUGGGAAGCUCUACGUUUUUCGUGGUACCCAGCUUGUCAGGGUUGCUUGGGGACAGCUGUGAAACAAAGGAAGACGUCGGAAUAGAGAAUUUCAAGACACCGCGGAACCCUUAUGCCUUUACCAACACUUCUGACGAUGUCAAGUCGGAAGUAGGAGGGCUACAGUUCUUGCGGAAUGGCAGGCCUUUGGAGAUCCGCGACUUAACAGAUCCUGUGGAGGUUUUCACCCGACGCUUGUCGGAGUCAUCCCAGAAUGGACGAAUAAUGACCGAGCUAGGAAGGACAGCACCAUCUGGGAGCAACGCAAUACGUACUCACCAGUUCAACAUGACUGAGGGGAGGUCCCUGCACCUCACCGUGACGCCUCAUCUGGUGAAUGUGUCUGUCCGACUGUACCUGAAGCGAGGGGACGAACCACGCCGGAUUGACGAGUUCGACAGGAACACAACAUUGCCACUAUCAGAUGACGCUGACCUGUUCACCCUGUCACUGGGCACAACUGAAACCAUGACAGCUGACCGGUGGACGUGGUUCAUACCCGGAAAUGACGUAGACUCUACGGAACCAAUGGAGUACACGCACUACCUAGGGGUGGAGCACGUACCGCAUACUGAACAAGGCGAUGUAAGCCCCUCGGUUUCUCCUGAGGAUCGGGGAGAGAACUUCACCCUGAACUACACACUUCAGAUCUACUCCACACAAUGCCUCUACUUCAACGAGGAGAGAGAAGAUUUCGAAUCAGACGGUUGCCAGCCCGGUCCUCUCAGCAGCGCCGCUUUGUCCCACUGCCGGUGCAACCAUCUGACAGCGUUUGGGUCCGGCUUUACUUUCUUCGUCGCGCCGAACAAACUCAACAUCCUCGAAGCGCUUCAAACACUGAACAUAAGGGAGAACCCAGUCGUUGUUAUCGCGGUCAGCGUUCUGUUCGGGAUCUACAUCCUCGUGGUGAUCUGGGCCCGGCGAAAAGACACACAAGAUUCAAAGAAGGUUGGGGCAACGAUCCUUCGCGGAGAUCAGGGACGUUUUCACGAUCACUUCUACCAGAUCACAGUUCUGACGGGAUCGAGAUCCGAGUCGUCCACAUCUGCCAGGGUCUUUAUGACGCUGAUGGGAGAGGGGGGCACCUCUGGACCACAUGAACUGGAGGACCGUGAUCGCGUGAUUUUCCGGGAGGGAGGUGUAGACACUUUCAUCCUGCCGACAAGUCGUCACCUGGGAUCCUUGUACGCCGUGCAUGUCUGGCAUGACAACACAGGACCUUGCCCAUCAUGGUUCCUGGACAAAAUCAUCCUGCAAGACCUUAGCGAUGACAAGAAAUGGUUAGCUGUGGAGGAAGGCGACGGAAGGGUGGACUGUUUGCUCACGUCGGCUACCGACGAACAACUGUCGACCCUUAGGCACGUCUUUGGGUCACGAACAUCCAAGGUGUUUGAUAUUGUCUACAGUAGAACCCUCCGUGUCAUUCCUGUUAUGGAUUUCCUACAAUAA
Branchiostoma belcheri (Belcher's lancelet) is the source of this 5258-nucleotide messenger RNA. Its product is annotated as sperm receptor for egg jelly-like. Lineage: Eukaryota; Metazoa; Chordata; Leptocardii; Amphioxiformes; Branchiostomatidae. The record is from RefSeq and is a predicted model, not a curated record. The transcript has 33 exons. Bases 144 to 5258 code for a protein of 1704 amino acids. Gene Ontology annotation, molecular function: protein binding.